Hyalella azteca is the source of this 5923-nucleotide messenger RNA. RefSeq lists its product as uncharacterized. The transcript is spliced from 8 exons. The coding region runs from base 29 to 3346 and encodes 1105 amino acids. Lineage: Eukaryota; Metazoa; Arthropoda; Malacostraca; Amphipoda; Hyalellidae. Gene Ontology annotation, cellular component: nucleus; plasma membrane. Gene Ontology annotation, biological process: signal transduction. The record is from RefSeq and is a predicted model, not a curated record.
CCACGAGGUGACGUCACAACACAACAUCAUGGAGCCUGGGCUGGGGACUUCCCCUAACUCACCGUCCCGCCUCCGCAGUCCACUCACCUCCGUGGCCGACAUCGCUGCCAGACUCGUCUUCACCAGGUUCACUGAGCCUUUCGAGCUGGACGACGGGCGGCGACGAUGGGUGUUCGGAGGCGAGUUAUGGGCGUGUGAAGGGCGGCAGACGCGCCACUACUGGGCGAUGUUGUUCAGCGACCUGCUGCUGCUAACCGUCAUCAACAGGGACCGCGUGAUUUACGUCGUGGAGGAACCGUUGCUGCUCGCCGCCAUCGUCCACACCAACUUCAACGUCAAGAAACAUCCAACCGACCUCCGUCUGUUGCUGGACACGAGCGUGAGGCUCGGCACCGAGGCACGGCCGAGGCCGGUGAGGCGCGUGUGGCUGCGCCUCUACCGUAGCCUCCAUCGCGGCCUCACCCGCAGCCUCUCACUGCGAGCUCCAACUCCGGAGCACAAGGCCACGUGGAGCAACUUGUUGCAGCGAUGCAUAGUUUCGAGCAAGCGGGGCAGUGAGAGCUCUACAGCAAAGGCACACGAGGCAAGCUCUCCGACUCACGAGUCGAGUCUGGGACGCGCCUUCAGUCUCGACGCCUUACAUCUGCUCCGCUCGACAUCUCCCGCCACUCAUAGGGCUUUCAAGAACAAAAGUGGUUCCUUUGGAGAUCUUACGGACUCACGGCGAGCAGACGACCCGUCAGAAGGAACAAGUGCCACAGUGGAGCCCGGUCUGAAAAAGCCUUCUAUUCUUUAUCCAGACUUGAGAGUGGUCGCUGAAGCGUCUACUGAACAUCCAAGUGCCUUAAACAACAACCUAGAUUCUCCUUUCAAAAAUGUUGGUUUUCAGUUAGAGAUAGAAGAUAGUUGCAAUCCAAAUUCCUCGAGUAGAAAAAAUGUUGAAGUAGCUUCACAAAGUGACGAAGAUGAGCCCAUUCCUUAUGAGAGACCAAAACCUGAUCAAAAGAAGAAAGGAAUAAGUAGCAGGUUCAAAGCAAAGCUAUUCCCUGCAAAGCAGCUUCCAAAAAAGAAAGUAAACAGCUUGAAAAAGGUGGAGAAGUACGUAAACUCGUUGAACAUAAAUUCAGACUUCAUUGAGACCCGAAGUGUGACUCCUGUUUUUGAGCAAGAAGAGAAUUUGAACACGGAAGACUUCAUCCGAAAACGGAUUGAAUUUCUACGUCUGAGCGGCGGUGACUCGCUGCACGGUUGUGAGGAAAUAGUCGUGCUGGACAUGCCCGAGAGUCAGGAAGACCAUAUCGAGGCUGCGAUGGAACGUCGCCAGGCGCUACUGCGAUCCAGGGACGAGAAGAAAAACUCAUUGAAGUUGGAAGGCAUACAAGAAGAGUCGCCGCAAUUAUCUCCAAAACAUCACGUUACACUACCAACUCCUGAAGAAUAUGAAGGCUAUCUUGAUGCUGAAGUAGAACAGGAUUACCCAGAACUGGCGUCCACUCCGUGUUUAACGCCCGAUGACGACGUGAGAUUGCAGUCUGUGGAGAAGUCGUCUGGCGAAACACACAAGUCGGUCCAAAUACAAUCAGCUAGCGAUGAUACAGUGCAAGGUAGGAAGAAGCUGAAGUUAAGAAGUAAAAGCUUUGAACCUCCAACGCUAAAUAAAAGCUUAUGUAACCCUUCCUUUAUUAUCAGCGACAGAGCCCGUUCUCUGAGCGAUAGCCACGAAAGUGCUGAUUCCUCGUCUCAUCCACGCGCUAGCAAUAAUCUAGAAUCGGUGCGUAGUGUUUGUAGUUGUGAGAGUCACAAUGACACGCAGUAUUCUUCGAGUAAUUCAAGUGCCAGAGAGUCCCUCAUAAUCAGCUGUAUGGGUAGCAGCACCUCAGGCUACAGUAGCAUGUCGUUUGAUUCAUCCACAGUUAAUAGCUCGCAAAAGAAAGCUACACUCUUUUUGCCUGCCACAACCACGAGCUUGCCAGAAAUAUCCCUCCAGCCACCCACGCCACAGGCUCCAAAGCUCAGGCAAGGCUCUCGAAGUAGAAAAUCCUUGAAAAAUUUCAAUAUUCCUGGCUACGGGUCAAAUUUUUUGACAGUUCCUGGGUCCGAAGAAGAUGGAAGUAGAUAUCUCCCUGGUAAUCCUUUAGAGUUCAAUGAUGAAGGGAGCAGCAGUGGCAGUAGUAGCAGCGAUGAUGACUGCCGUGUUUCAGGCCCCAAUUCAACACGGGGCCCCAUGUCUCUAGGUCUGCUAAGGCGUUUCGGCAGCGGCUGCAACAUGUCUUCUGUAGGCCUCACUUUGCCUGAUUCCACAGGCGCUGACAUUCAGGAAGCUGAAGAAGUUCCAAGAUACGGUGCAGGCUUCAGCGGAAUGCUCAACUCAAACCAGCAGCGAGAUGAGCAAGCGUGGCUUGAGUGUGAAGUUUGGGGCCAACCGCGUAAUCAUGAAGAUCGUACAGCUGACAACGGUAACUCAGGGUUGUUUUCAGAAUUGGAAUCAAACUUCAUUGUACAGGAUGGAACGGGGAAAAAUUGGAUAGAAGAUUACCCGCAGAAAACUAUUGGAACCAGAAACUUCGAUUCUGUUGCAAAUAAAAUGGAUUUGUCAAUGCAAGAAACGCCAUGGCUUUCAGGCAAGACUUCUUUUGUAGCCGACAAAUGUGCCAUCUUUGAACGAGUUGCCGAAGAAGAAAACAAGAGGUUUGAAGAGAGCCAACAACAACGUAAAAUGAUCCAAAAGGUCCCCAAAAUGACAGGAGAAUACAUGAAAAAGUUUUAUGGACCUCAAAAUCUGAAUAAAAUUGCGGCCCGAGCCUCGGAUGGGCCUCAAUAUGGCGACUACGCCUCGGACUCGGAAGGCUACGACAGCGACGAGCCUAGUAGCCACCAUGCCAGCAGCCCUCAGUCGUCGCUGGUCAAGAAUCAAAAUUAUCUCUUACUUGAUAAUGCGAAUCAAAACAAGUCACACGAACAAGAAACACUCGAUAACAAGGCUUAUGUGUGCCACUACUCAGUGACCAGAUCUGACCAUGACCGACUGUACAGUCGCAGUUCUGAUGACGUUGGAGGUCAGACGUCGUCUGUCCCUCCUCACGUUCCUCGUUUGCGUCUCGUCAGCAGCGUAGAGGAAUAUCUUCCUCCAGUUGACGAUGACUCUUUCUCUCUCUGCUACAAUGACGAAGCCAGUGCUUACGAGGAGCCGCGCAUGGAUGGCUUGCGUCGAGCGUCCAGCUACUCAGGCGACUACAGCACCAUGCGGUCAGGCUUGGGACAGACGGGCGAGCCUGACACGCCAGAUGACAACGACGACGUCUUCGAGGAGCUCGACUACAAGGUGCUGCGGAACAUUUCGUCCUGAAUGCCAAGCUGAAAUUGCUGCCAAGAAAUUCGGUUCAAGCGACCAAGAAAAUGUUUGGACUUUGUAAGCCCGCAAAAAAUCUACAAAAAAGGAGGAUUUUUCGAUAUUUUGAUUAUACUAGUACAUAGACAUUUCGUAAUCUGAAAAUUAAACUUUUUACAGAGUUUCUGCCCCGACACAAACUUGAUAACAUAUAAUUUUAACCAGAAAAGACUUUGGACGAACUAUAUGUCUUUUUUGCGGGGAACCCAGCCAUUCGAAUGGCGACAGUAAGUAAAACACCGUACAAGAAAGACGAAUAAUCUUCAGAACAUUUAGGUUUGACUAAUAAGCGCCAGCAAUUGACUUGAAAAAUGUUGAAAAUUAUUAGUGAAAUAAGAGACUUCUUAUUUAUUUUUCCCCUUCGUGUGAUGUUUAAGUGUAAGUGGUAGAAUAAGAAUUUUUUGAAGAAAAACUACAGAAUCUAAUAUUAGUUGAGACGAUAAACUUGAAUUUUAAGUGGUUCAACUUUUUUAAGUUCAGUCUCUACGGUGUAUCAUCUCUUUCAUGCUCAUCUCGUCUAAAUUGCAUCUAUAUGAGUAUCUCAUAAAAAUGACAUUUUAAGUAUUUCUGUUUUAUCAGAGAAGUGCAUUUGUUUGUAGCGUCAUGUUUAUGCAGCUCUCAUGGUGCGUUGUGAAACAAAACUUCUUAUUGCUGGGAAUGAAAUUAUUUCCAUCUUCAUUAAAUGCAUUAUCCAGAUCAAAGUGAAUGUUUUUACAUGAUCAGCGAACUCUGCUAUCACGACUCUUCUACAUACUUUAUUUUUCGCAACUAUAUUUGCAAUUCCGGCAAUGAAGCUUACUACACUUGAGUAACUUGGUUCAAUCGAGCACUUGUGUAUAGCAGAUGCUGGACUGCAGGUCACGGAGCUGGUCUCUACACAUAUAUUUAUUAAUGUAUAGACAUACGUAUACACAUAUUCAAACAUACCAAUUUAGUUGCACUAUUAAUAAUUUUUGUCUUGGGUCACGUUGGUCCUUUUUUACCAGCAGCUAUGAACAGAUUUGAUUAAGUGCAUAUCAGAAAUAAGCGUUAGGCCUUGUUCCUAACAGCAAUGGUCAACAAUAAUAUUGUUGAGUCUGAAAUAAUAUCUGUACAUUCUUUUAUUUAUUUAUUUCGCACUCAGUAGGUUUUAUUGACAUUGAGUAAUUUUCAAUUAAUGGUAUUUCCGUUGAAUAAAGGAUUUUAAUGUUAUCUUCCGCUAUGUGGAGCCGCAAUCGCAACCUUUGUUUGAAUGACCGACGUUCCUUUUGAACAUUUCUCAGUGUUAUGUUAAAACUUGGUUAUUACGCUAAUAUGCUGAGGCGCGUUCACUAAUUAGCUCCAGGCAGUUCUGCAGUGUGUUGCUGACGUUGCUGGCAGUUCACUGCGAGUUUGAAGCAUCGGAGAGCCAUCUAUUAUUUUUGUUUUUUUUUUUGUAUACAAUCACUCAAAUACUUAUUUAACUAUGUGUCAAUAGACUGAACAGCUGCACCACGCCUGAGUUUAAUGAGAAAUCAGUCUGUCAUAUAGCAAGGGAGACUAAUCUGGACGUCUGGCAAGGGGCACCAGCGUAUAGUUUUGGGUUGCGUGUUGAGCGGCUACGAGAACUUUAUUGUAUAAUAUUCUAAACCGCACAUUGAGUUUUUUGGGAAGCACUAAUCUUUGGUGUGCAAACUUAGAUCGUUUCAAAUUAUUAUAGUAUUUACAAGUCUUCUUUAGACUGCAUUAAAAGCUCCACCUGUACAGAUUGCAACGAUAUCAUCAACCAGCACUCGCUUUAAUUGUUAUGCAAACUCUCCACCGACGCGUCACGGCCAAACUAAAGUUUUUCGCGUCACGACAUAGUUAGAAAUGACUGCACCGAUAAUAACUAAAUGCACCGUAAAUUGCACUUCAUCGCUCGGAUGUUCACAUGGGUUUUUAAAUUGCUAAGCAUUUGUGCUGUCUCAACGCGUCCACUUGUAAUCGCUUCCUCCAUUUAAGUGGAGUUCACUGCAGUUCAAAGCAAAGAUAUUAAAUUUCGGUCUUUCUCACGACUACCUUCCUAAUGUAGCUUUGAGCGAUUUUUCAUUAAACGUGAUUUAUCAACAGUGAUAUUUGUAUUAUAUUCUGAUGUACAACAUUACGUAAAUUAUAUAAGAAUGAUUUUAUCAUAUAUGUAAAUUACUUAUGAUGAGAUAAUGCUGAGGAAAUGUUGGGUAAAAAUCUAAUCGUAAUUUCACCUCUAGGGAGAGUUUUAAUCCUGAUGAUUGUCUGCUGUCCAAGUUACGAUUAAACACUUCGAUUUGUAUGUAUUGUGACCUCUAACGAAAUGUAUAUUGGGCCAAGCGAGGUCACUAAAUUCAUAAGAAAGAACGAAGGAUAAAAUUUAACAUGUCCUGAUUUCGAUACGUAAUUUAUAUUAUGGAUGUGAGUGCGAUAUGGAUGCUUAAUUCCACGAGUUCUAAAGGAUGUUAGUGGAAAAAUAAUAGGAUGACUACAUUAUCCUCCGGAAGAGUAGAGGAUACCCUCCUCCAGCGCAUUAAUUCCAAAAAAUAUAACUCAGUACUCACUGCA